This is a messenger RNA of Aspergillus tanneri, 1674 nucleotides long. RefSeq lists its product as uncharacterized. Bases 1 to 1674 code for a protein of 557 amino acids. Lineage: Eukaryota; Fungi; Ascomycota; Eurotiomycetes; Eurotiales; Aspergillaceae. The record is from RefSeq and is a predicted model, not a curated record. The transcript is spliced from 5 exons.
AUGUCUGAAGUCCAGAAGCCCGUCGAGGAAACUCCUGUGGAGGUUCCCGCCGCUGCUCCUGCUACUGAAGCGCCUGCCGCCACGGAGACCCCUGUGACUCCUGCAGUCGAGGCGCCCAAGGAAACUGCUGCCGAGAACACCGAGGCUGCUCCUGCCCCCACGGAGGACAAGAAGGAGGAUGCUCCUGCUGAGCAGCCCAAAGAAGAGCCCAAGAAGGAAGAGGUGACCCCUGUGUCCGAGGGUGUGCUGGGUUACAAGGCCCCUGGUCUCGUCAAAGGUCUUCGCUUUUCCAAGCGCUUUUUUUACUUCAGUGAUGACGCCGUGGAGGCCAAGCAGCUUUCUAUUUUCCACCAGAAUGAGAAGCCUGCUGUUGCCAACCCCAUCGCUGCCUGGGCUACCCAAACCGGCAAGGGUUUGCUGUUCUUGACCAAGCGCGCUGAGGACAAAGCUACACCCGCCGGAAUCAUCAGUUUGGCGGACGUCUCUGAUGUGACCAAGGAAGGUGCCAACGAGUUCCACUUCAAGGUCAACGGUCACAAGCACACCUUCCAGGCUGCUAGCUCUGCUGAGCGCGACGGCUGGUUCUCUUCUCUCGAGACGAAGACUGCUGAGGCCAAGGCCGAGAAGGAUGCUAUCACCUCCAGCGAGGGCUACAAGGCCGAGCUCGAGAAGCUGACCAAGCCUUUUGUCGCCAAGCCCGCUGAGAAGCCGGCAGAGAAGCCUUCCGAGCCGAAGGAGGAUGCUAAGAAGGAGGAAUCUCCUCAUACAGAGGAGAACAAGGAGAAGGAGAAGGCCACCGCCAAGAGCCGCUCUCAGUCCCGCAAGAGGGCCAGCCUCUUCGGAUCUUUGCUCGGAAAGAAAGAGGAGGCCGAAGACAAGAAGGAGGAGAAGAAGGAAGACAAGUCCGAAGAGGCCAAGCCCGCUGAGGCCUCCACCGAGGCCCCUGCAGAGUCUACUCCUGCCGCCGAGAGUUCUGAGGCUGCUACCCCCGCUCCUGCUCCUGAAUCCACCGAGGACAAGAAGGAGGAACAGAAGGAAGAGAACAAGGAAGAGCCCAAGGAGGAGAAGAAGCCCGAGGCACCCGUCAAGUCCAAGCGUACCUCCCGCUUCGGUAACUUCUUCCAGAAGGUCACCAGCCCAUCCCAUGAGAAGUCGGAGAAGGAGGCAUCCGCUCCUUCUGAGACUCCUGCUGUUUCGAGCACCGCUCCUCAGCUGGACAACCCUGUUGAGGAGGCUGCUGUGAAGCCCAUUGAGCCUGAAAGCGUGACUGCAGCUCCUGCUGAGGCUGAAGCUUCUAAGGAAGCUGCCCCCGCUCAGUCCCCUGCCGUAGAGACCCCUGCCUCUGCUGCUAAGGAUAAGCGCCGUUCUUUCUUUGGCAACUUUGGUAAGAAGAAGGGCGAUUCUGACAACGAAGGAACUGAUGGCGAGUCCAAGCCCAAGGGCAACAAGCUUGGAGGUCUCUUCAGGAAGCCCAGCAAGGCCGUGAAAUCUGAGGCUCCCAAGGAUGCUACUGCCACUGAGACUGAGGCCAGGGCCGAGUCUGCUCCCAAGGAGACUACUGUCCAGGAGUCCCCUGCCGAGGAGGCCGCCCAGUCUGCUGAGGCUCCUGCCGCCGAAGAGUCCAAGCCCGUGAAUGUCUCUUCCACCUCCACUCCUGUCCAGGCUGCCGCUUGA